Prorocentrum cordatum is the source of this 4311-nucleotide messenger RNA. The record is from the annotation of a GenBank genome assembly. Lineage: Eukaryota; Dinophyceae; Prorocentrales; Prorocentraceae.
AUGUCCCUCGUCGCGAUCCCCUCAGAGCUGACGUCCUGCAGUGGGCUGUUCUUGCACGCCGCGUCGCCAGGGGACGUCACCGAGCUGACGUGGCUGUGCGAGCCCGCCCACUCCAACCUGUGCGCCAAUAUCCUGUCCGUCGCCUCAGCGGGGGGUGCGGUCGCGACAACACUCCAGGUCUCCGCGGAUCUGGUGUCCGCCGCGGCCGCCGCAGACGUGGGGCUCGCCUUCCCGCUCUCUGUGUGGCUGCAGGCGCGCAGCAGGAACCAGAACGGAGACCAGACGCUGGGGUCCACCAACCUCACGUUCGACGUUUUCGGAGGCGGUUCGAUGUCUCUGGUCAAGGCUGCCAGCACCACGGAGUACUCGUUGCUGGACGAUUUCGUGCGCCUCCAGACCAACGUCGUCCUCUGUGACGGAGCCCUCUUGGACACUGACGACAUCCAGGUCUCCUGGGCCUGGAGGCCAGCGGGCGAGACCGCGUGGAACGACUGGACGAAUCCGAGCACCGUGGGGUUCUCGUCCCUCCAGAUGCCGACUUGGGAGCUGGGCGCCGGGCUCUUCGAGGCGAGAGCCUCCAUCGUCGGCUCGGCGAGCGAGGUCAUCUUCGAGAUGACCGUGGCGGACAUCCCGCCCCCCGUGGCGCGCAUCACGCUGCCGGCCGAGGCCUCUGCCGCCUGCGAUCUCCCGCUGGACGCCUCGAGCUCCACCGACCCCUCCGGGGCCGCCCUGUCCUACGCGUGGGUCUGCUACGCCAACAGCUCCGCGGGGGGCGCCGCCUCUGCCGGGGCCGCCGCGUCCUGCGGCGCGGCGGUGGAGAACGUCACGGCGCCCUCGCUCACGAUCUCGGCCGGGACCUUGCCGCAGGGCGCCUACCUCUUCAGAGUCAACGUCUCCCGCUGGGACGCCUGGGCGACGGCCGAGCGCACCGUGCUCGUCACGAGCUCCACGCGGCCCGUGGUCUCCUUCGGCGAGCUGGCGGCGGAGGUGUCGGCGCAGCAGCCGCUGGUGUUCCUGGCCGAGGUGGCCGAGUCCGCCGACUGCGUGGCGCCAGACUGGGCGGCGUGGUGGCUCGUGCCGCCAGACGGCGACGCCGUGCAGCUGUCGGCGCCGGUGGAGGGGGGCCCGCUGGGGCUGUCGGCAUCCUCGCUGCCCGCCUCCUCCGGCACCUACCGGCUGCGGCUGGUGUUGUCCGAGUUCGAGUACCUGGGCUUCACGGAGGACACCGGCAGCAGCAUCUUCGUCUACGAUUCCUCCUACUUCUCGAUCGACGAGCCGCCCGCGGGCGGCUCCUGCGAGGUGUUCCCGCCAUCUGGCAACGCGACGCUGACAAGGUUCACGAUCUCCUCAUUAAACUGGGUGGAUGACGACCUCCCCCUGCUUCACGCGUUUUCAAAAUGCAGCGGAUCAAUCAGCCAGGGUUGCGGCGCUUGGGUCACACUCAGCGCCUAUUCGCAGAGCGAGACCUUGCAGCACAUCCUGUUUUCCACACUCGGGACGGUGACCGUCCGUGCGAAGGCCAAAGACGCGCUCGGUUCUUCCGCAGAAGCCGUCACCGAGGUGGAGAUCUUCGAGCUGACAGAGGCUGUCAGCGACGACAACCUGCUGAGCGUGGUGAACGCGGUGGCAAGCUUCGGCAAUCCCUUCACCACCCUGGCAGCUGUCGCGGCAGCGGCGGAGACCUCGAAUGGUGGGAGCCAGGAGUUCUCCAGUGCCCUGCUGGAUAAGAUGACGGCCAGCGGCGCCCUGUGGGAGGCUACCACCGAGGCCGUCGAAGCGACGACGGCGACGCUGACCAGCGUCCUGACGGGGGUGUCGACGGCCUCCCUGACGUCCAACGCGGGCGGAGCGGCAGCCGCGCCCGCGGAGGUCAUCGUGGAGAUGGGGGUCGCCGGGAAAGCGGCGACGUUGGUGACCAGCAUCGCGACGUCGGCGGCGAGCCUGAACGAGGGCAUGGCGGUGGGCACCGCCACUUCGCUGAUGAGCUCCGUGGCCAUGCUGCUGAACACCGCCACGGCGGACAUUGCGGACAACGCCACCGCGCCCGCGGGGCAGGGCGCUGCGGCGACGGCGCAGGCGGAGCAGCAGAAGGCCUUGAGCGGCCAACUGCAGCAGGCCACGGGGGCCAUCGGCGACGCCGUCGUCCAGGCCGCCUCCACGGGCGAGGAGGUGACGCUGAACACGAGUUCCGGCCUGCACCUCAGCGUCAUGAGGGCGGACGGCGGCCUGCUGUCCGCGGGGGGCGCCAGCGUCGGCGGCUUCACGCUGCCCCCCAUGGCGAACCUGAGCGGCUGCCAGACCUCGGGGCGCAGGCUCUCCAGCUCGGCAGGCAUCGUCACCUCCGAGGCGAGCAUCGGCCUGCAGCACACGACCUGGCCGAGCAACCCGUUUGCGUACGCCGGCUCGACCGCGUCGGCGGGCAAUAGCUCUGGGGGAGUUGCCAUUCUGGCCAUUCCGUCCGACGGCGUGCGGUCUUUCAACAUCCGGCAGUGCGGGGAAGAGGUGGCCGUCAGCAACCUGGAGCAGCCCGUCAGCAUGUUGUUGCCCAUGUCCUCCGCAACCAGGAGGCUCCUGGCGGACAGGAGUCUCAGCCAGAGGUCUCCCGAGGACACCGUUGUGGAGGAGGUGCGCGAGUGCAUGUUCUUUGACACCACACAGGACGCCUGGUCUACCGAAGGUUGCUGGCUGGUGGGGAUCAGCGGCGACUCCGUCACCUGCAACUGUACUCACCUAUCCUCAUUCGCUUCCGCCUUCGGUUCCUUCACGUCCCUCGUGGGCGAUUUCCUCUGCCCCAACGUGGCCAUCCUCGCUCCAGCAGGGUUCGCGAACCUGGGCAAGGGCCAAUGGGCGUUGCAGCGCGGCGGGGUCGUUCUCUGGACGCUGCUGGCGAUCCACCUGAUCAUCACUCUGACGGCCGCCAGGUCGCAAAGAUCCCCGAAGGCGAAGCCAGCCUUCUUUUUGUAUUCUGACGACUUCAAGUCCUACAAGAAGCACGCCGUGUUCAAGAGCAUGAUGGAUGCUGGAAAGAAGAAUGGGAAGUCCCGCGCGACGGUGAUGGUUGUCUUCGCAGUCCACGCGACUCUACGGCUCAAGCUGAAUUGCGACUACGAGGAAUUGUUUCAGAAAGACAUGCAAGAUAUCGUUUCAACGCUGAUUUUCUACAGGUUGAUGAUGACGUGGGUGACAGCCACCAUGGGUUUCUCCGAGGUAGACCUGCGAUACUUGCGCCACGGCAACGUGCUCGAGCGCAGGAACAGCGAGGGAGGUGGCAGACGGACAGUCCUUGCGAUUGCAGCCACGACACGAGACGAAGACGACAACAAAGGCCUGGCCGGCGAGUUCGUCCAGACCCUCGAGGCAAAGAGCCGUCAGUUGCAGGACCGCCAGCGGCGGUGGUUCCAGGACGAGCUCUCCAAGGAGAUUGGCACCCUCUACAAGACCAUCCACCCGAUCUACAAGCUCAUGCUGUACAGCAUGACCUUGCCCUGGAUAUUCCAGGUUGUCGCGUUACUCGACGCCGUGUUCGGCUCCCUCAUGCUGUCGGCGGCAUUCUACGGCACCACCGCGAGCCCCAAUGUACCCGAAUGCGUCGGGCCGGAUGACCUGUUUGGAACCAUCGUUCGCGACAUCCUCGUGUCCCUCGUUUCGACGAUCAUUGCGUUCACCCCGCUGUUUGUAAUGCACUCCAGGCGAGACCGCACAAUGCCACGUGUGAGCGAUCACGAAGUGCAGAAGCGGUUGUGGAGGUGGCUCCUGAAGGACGUUGCCUGCAUCACAGCAGGGCUGCUCUGGUUCGCAUUUUGCGUCCUGUACGUCAUGCUCUUCCUGGCGAACGUGAGCACAAAGGACGUGGACCACUGGCUGAUCAGCCUGGCCGCCCGCUUCCUAAGCAACUGGAUCAUCGUGCCGUUUGUCCUCACGCUGAUUUGGGUCGUGGGCAUGCGGUUGGCCAGCGGUCUCCACGAGGACUUCAUUCAGGUCGGCACGGCCGGCCUCCUCAGAGCGGUCCGGGGCGCCAGGUCUUCCGUUCGCUCAAGCGCGGACCUCGGCGCUGCCCGCGUGCCAGAGCCGCCGCCGCAGCCACCUCAGGCCGCCCCCGGCGGGGGCCCGGGGGCGACGCCGGCGAGCGAGGAGCCCUUCUGGGCGUGGAUCGAGCAGGUGCGGCAGCGGCAGGGCCUCAGGGGCCCGCUGGACCUGCCGGCCCUGGCGAUGCCGCCGCCCCGGCCGCUGACCCUGGCGAGCCCGCCGCCCGCCCGGCCGCCCCGUGGGCCGCUGGCCCCGGCGAGCUGGCCGCCCGCCUGGCACCCCUGG